Molecule: messenger RNA, 3804 nt
Organism: Cooperia oncophora
Lineage: Eukaryota; Metazoa; Nematoda; Chromadorea; Rhabditida; Trichostrongylidae
Source: the annotation of a GenBank genome assembly
AUGGCUCCGUCUAUGAUUUCGUCACAUAAAGAAGGCCGAAGAUUGGACGCGCAUAUUUCAGAGAGUGCCUCGAGAGAAGGCGGAAAUAUGGCAGACGUGCCCUCGGCUGUUGACGAAUUGGACUUGGGUCCACGAGAGGAGUCGAAUGACGUGCCCAUGGCAGUCGAUGAGGUGGAUGUGGACCACCGAGAAGAGCUGAAUGAGCUAAAGGUUUGUGAUCAUGCUUUGAAGAGCCUAAAAAAUGUAGAAGUAUUGGUUGGUGCUGAAAUAGCGAAGUGCUGGCGAAUAGGAGACACGAAAAGAGACAGCUGUGAAAGGGUCGUGAGAUCCGCGGUUAACGAGGUAGAGCGGGAACUUAGAGACCUAAAGCAGAUGUGUGCAGAAAAUGAAAGGGAGAGGGUCGGUUUUAAGAAACUGAUGACAUCCUUAGGUUGUACUACCCAGCUAGAGCUAGUGGAAGCAGUUGAGGAGCUAGCGGUAGAGGCAGCCAUAACGAAGGACAUUGAAAAGUGCACAGGUUGGGCGCGUGAUGAUGUGCUAGAGAAUUGCACGCAGCUUAAAAAGAGAUUGAUAAAGCUGUUAGAGAAGGAGAAAGAAGUAGUGCUGUUGCAGCGGCAACUGGAGAUGGCACGAAGGGAACUGGACCUGAUAAGGUCGCAGAAGAACGAGCCCAAUAAAGGCGGCACGAAGGACGGGCUACCAGGCUGGGCGAGACAGGCAGCCAGGAUCGAGAAGAUUGACUGCGAGCGAAUACAGGCGAUUCUCAGGGAGGACGCCGAGGAGGCCCGCCGUCGUAGUGAGGCGUUGAGCCGACGUAGCAGCCAGGAGUCUAGCUCACUCGUAGAGAACCAGUUAGGAGCGUAUUUAAAAUAUGUUGCGCUGCCAGAAGUUCGAACGUUCUCUGGAAAAGACAAAGAUUAUUCAUGGAAUAAUUUCAUUGAGUCGUUUGGCCUAAAAUAUCCAACUCAGAACUGGUCUAAUGAAGAGUUAAAAACUUUGCUAAAAUCAAAACUGAGUGGUCAAGCAAAAGUGAGAUAUGAGGCGUUACCCAAAAAUGUGAAGCAAGGACCGUUUGAGGGAUUGGUAGCAGCAUUGGCGGAUGCCUACAAGGUGGAGGCACAGACUAGCAGGGUCGUCGCGCUAGGAAAGCUAAGAAGGUUGAGAAAAAGCGACGAGCAGUCUGUAGCAGAAUACUGCGUUCAGUUGGAAAGGCUGUCAGCGAUAGCAUACCCCGAACUAGAUGAGGGAGCGCUAAUGACGGCAAGAGCUCAGCAGCUAUACGAGCAGGUCGUUCAUUGGCCAGAGUCAGUGUAUUUUCUGGAAGCCAUGGAGACAAGUGGUAAAGAUGCGUACAACAAUUUGAAAGAAGCGGUUUUGCGAGUAGAAAGAAGAAAGCUGAUGGUGGAGUGUACCAAGGAUCAGCACGAGCAAGAAACGGAAACCAAACGGCGUAAUAUUAAGUAUUCGCGGUCGUUUCGAAGUGGCAGUGAUGGAGCAGCCCUGCGCAAGACUGACCGUAGGGAAGCGAACAGUGACAUGCGGGAGAAGGUGACGGGGCCCACGGAUCAAUCCGAGUCUCGUGUCAGACCUAUAAAGGGCCAGAUACAAUGCUUCAACUGUAAGGGCAGAGGACAUAUGGCCAGAGACUGCAAAAGGGGAAGCGACGUUGGAAGUAAAGCUACUGACGUGGAAACAAGUACCGCUCGGUGCACCAAGGACAUGACCGGACAGCAAUCAGGGGUGGUAUCACCAUUUGGAGAGAAGUCCACCACCAAAGUGACUGUCUUUGGAAAAGUUUGGCCUGCGCUGCUCGACACCGGUUCUGAAAUUUCGAUACUUCCACUUAAAGUAUUGCAACAAAUUGAGAGUAAAGGUCGUCGAUUGAGGGAAUAUCCUGUCGACCAGAAUAAAAAGAUUCUGGAUGCAUCUGGAAACCCGAUGAAAUUUAGGAAAAUAGUCGAAGUCCCUUUAAAGGAAGGCAGCGAAGGAGAGAUAAUUCUUCAAAUGCAUGUGUCUGUAGAAAAGGGCCAUCUGCUUGUCUUGGGGACAAACGCCUUACAAGCUUUGAACUAUACGCUUGUUCGGUUGCCGAACGGAGAGGAUCGGCAAGGAAAGGCAAACGUAGUGCGGGGCCUAGAUAAAGCUACGGUGUGUAAGAGAGCCUAUGUAGCCCCAGGUGAACUCAAAUGGGUAACAAUAAAAGGUGGGGCACGGGAUACAGAACGCGUAUUCCAUUCUAGCUGCAAGUGGAUUCGUUCAGGGCUGUGCACUGUAGACGAAGCAGGCGUGGCAGAAAUCCCGGUGUGGAAUGUGUCGACAGAGCCCCUAGUACUGAAAGUACGUCAAGAAGUAGGUGCCUGGGAGGAAAACGAGGUCGAGUAUUCCAAAGUAAUUGCGACAGAAGUGCCAACAGAUAUGCUGGUGUUAGGGAAACCGACACUGCAAGCUGAGGAGAGGAAACAAGUGCUCAACGAGUACCUGAGAAGCAACAGAGAGCUUGGAGCAUCUGAUGAGCCUGAGCUGUGGAGGCUGAUUGACGAGCUGGAGAACGACUAUGACGUCGACAGUACGAUGCACUUCUUGCAUGUGAGAUUUAAAUGCGAUGGUCAGAGCUUUCCGAGUGUGGAUGGAAGACCCGGAUUCGAUUUGUCGCGAUGUCGCUGUAGCCAGAAGACUACAGUCAGUGAUCUCAUACCAUCUGUUCCACCUCCAGCUUCGGCCGAAAGAGUGCAGUGUGUGCUGGACGCAGCAAGGGUACUCGCAAUCUGGUGGGGUCCCGGUUCGAUCAUGUGCAAAGCUCAGAGGAUAGCCGAUAGCAGUUAUCUGGCUCUACACCCCAAGGCAGUAGCAGUCGCUUACUCGUUCUUCCGUAGUCGAUGCUCGCAUGUGGCUAUUAUGAGUGGUCUCGUGCCGCAGGAGGCACGUUUCAAUCAUACGACGCUGUCCGGGUGGCCCUGGGAUACGAACCGCAUCAUACAGUAUGGCUGGCACCUUUCAAGAACGAUGGAGUGGUCCGACGUAUCACAGAAAAUCAUGUCCGCCAACGAGCACUCGAGAGUUGUCAUCUUGGUUCCAGAGGUUUUGAGGAGGCUGACGUUCUGCCUAAAGGGUCCCAGAACGACGAUGUUCUACUAUCGGUCAUUCCACGAAAUCAAGCGCAAUAACAAUAUAUUGUUCGCCGACGAAGUCGGAAACGUCGUGUUCGUCAUGCCGCCCAAGGAACCGGACGAUAGUUUUUCUUGGAUUCCAUUCACAGCAGCGAUAGACUUGUGGUUAUCGUGUGGUGCACAGGUAUGGAUGGUGAAUGGUCCCCGCUCGUACGACGAUGGGAGCUGGAAUCGAAUGAACGAGAAAGCCCGGAGCCAUAUACUCGGCUACUUGAACGAACAUGCGGGAUUCGUGGAGCAGUGGCACGACCUUCUGCCUGAAGAGAUGGGAGUCUGGAGGGCCUCGAUGGCCUGCUUGCGAGUUGGAGUGGUCCAAGACCAUCGAAAAUGGUGGGAAGCCCCGCAGGCACUUGAAUUCUACGGUCACCUGGUCAGACAAAUGGAAACCCAUGGGGUUCAGUUGGAGCCGUUGAAGAUGCCGAGAUCGAUGAGGGCGCCUGGAGGACCGGUGCCAGGACAGUCGAGCAGCGGAAGACCGCCACUGAGAGAUGGAAGGAUUUCUAAGAGGCAUCUGAAAAGAAUUGAGCGCCGACAGGACCGGAACCGUCAGAGGCAAAUUGUGAAAGGAAUAGAGAACAUGGCUCUCAAAAACAGAUCUGAGGACAGAUCUGCGGGUGCGGGGAGGCAUGUAGAGUGA